Molecule: messenger RNA, 3882 nt
Organism: Sinocyclocheilus rhinocerous
Lineage: Eukaryota; Metazoa; Chordata; Actinopteri; Cypriniformes; Cyprinidae
Product: immunoglobulin superfamily member 3-like
Exons: 9
Coding region: 1-3330 (1109 amino acids)
Cellular component (GO): membrane
Source: RefSeq, a predicted model, not a curated record
AUGAAUGUGGAUGGUGAUUACUUUCACAACUUGAUUGCAGACACCCUGGAGGCAUCAUACUCUGGCUCUCCCUCUCAGAGCUUGUCUGAAGGUGAUCCUCUUCAGCUUGAGUGCCAGGUCUCCAGCCAGACUUUUCAACAUACUCAUCUGUCGGUCACCUGGUUUCUUCAUGGUGAAGAGGAUGAAAUCCCCCGGCCAAUCAUUACUCUGGACAAAGAUCUGACUGUAAAGCCAGGAGCUGGAUUUGAGGAUGGCUAUCGUGCUGGUCUUAUCAGCAUGGAUAAGGUGGAGGACACAACCUACAGACUGAAGAUGCCUCAAGUGCAGCAGUCAGACCAGGGGAAGUUCUUCUGCAAAGCCAUUGAGUGGAUCCAAGACCCAGACCGUUCCUGGACACAGAUUGCCCACAAAACCACCACAGCAUGCAAUGUGGAGAUCAAACGAAUCGUGGCCCCUGAUGCAGGCUCGUUCAGUGUUCAUCUGAAGGCUUCAAAGGGGCCACUACAGGAGGGAGACGAACUGGACAUCCGCUGCAGUGUGAAUGCACAGAACCUUCCUGGUCAUUUCUUCUCGGUGACUUGGCUGAAGAACCAGCAGAAAGUGGCCCAUAUUGGAUCUUCUGGGGUGCUCACUAUGUUUGACAGUUACAAAGAGCGAGAGAAUGCAGCAGAGAUGAGAGCAGUGAAAACCAGUCACACGGACUACCUGCUGACCAUCCGUUCGGCUCGGGCUGAGGACCAGGGCCAAUACCAGUGUGAAGUAUGGCAGGAAAACAUGAAUGAAGAUGGCACCUUCAAAAAAAUACAAAAACAAAUGUCCAGUCCAGAGACUGUGAGCAUCACGGCUAAAGUCAGAGGGCCUAAAGUGUCUUUGGCUGUACGCUGGAUGUUUCAGCCCCGAAAUUCAACCGUUCAAACAAAUAUUUUAUCCAUACGCCACACUGGAGAAAUCACCUGGAGAGCAGAUCAGAGAAACUAUCAGCUUUCCAUUCAAGCACAGCCGUUAGACACUCAUUUCACUCUCAUGGUGCCGAGAGCCAGCAAGCAACAAGAAGGACAGUACCAGUGUCAAGUUGAUGCCUAUCAAAAGGAUGUACAGAAAGCCAAGAUAAUCUCCAACCCGUUAGCUGUGAUUGUACAAAAACCUGUCAGCAAGAUGAGCCUGUACUCACCCACUUCUCGUCUGGAAACCACUGUCAAUACUGAUGCUAAGCUUGAAUGCUCAGUCACGAGGACAACCACAGAUACCUCUCGUUUCACGAUAACAUGGAUGUUUGGGACCCAGAUGCUGUUAACUAUGGACCUAGAUGCUGUUGUCAAGUUUGGCCCUGCAGCCGGCCUAGAGAUGGACCAGAGGAUCCGUAUGGAAAUAAGACAGAAACAGGACUUCCAGCUGACUAUCCACCAGGUCAGAACAUCUGAUAGUGGGCAAUAUCAUUGUGAGGUGGAAGAGUGGCUUCAGGAUCCUCUUGGUGACUGGUAUUCCCUAAAGAAAAUGUCUGUUUCCAAAGAGCUGGUUGUCAAAGAGAAAGCCAGUGAUUUCAAAAUGAAUAAAGCUAACACUCAGCUGAAGGUUGAAGAGGGAAAGCAGCUAAUGUUGAAAUGCUCAGUGGAGGGUAUUGGGUCUGAUUCCACUCUUCGUUACUCCCUUACCUGGAUGUUUAACCAAUAUGAGUCCUCCAGUGUGGCACUUCUGACCUAUAGCCAUGAUGGCCGUCUGAAGUACAACAGCUUUGACUCAGAGCUUGAGGGACGACUCCACUUCUCCACCCCAGAAGUGGGUGUCUUUCACUUGACUAUCCAUAGAUCCAUCCAGGAAGACAGGGGGUGCUACUACUGUCAAGUUCAACAGUACCAGCUGGACUGUAAAGGCCAAUGGUCACCUAAGGCAGGCGACAAGUCAGGUUUUACCAAUGUUACUGUUCAGCUUAUAGAGAACAAUCUGCACGUUCACAAGGAGGAACAAAGCCUGAACAUUAGCAAUCUACAAGCGGGGUUCACCAUUGACUGUGUCAUUGAAUCACGGUCCAGUGAUGCAUCUGUGUUUGAGGUGACUUGGUCCAGGGGUCAGAGAAAUGAAGGACCUGUCAUCAUCUUCAAUGCCAGCCGUGAUGGUACCUUACACAGUGCAAUCGAUGAUAAAGAUCUGGUGUUUGGACACCCAAGUGCCAUGCACUAUAAGCUGACAGUGCCAAACGUCAACCCCACUGAUACUGGCCUUUACCACUGUCAGGUUGUUGAAUGGAUUCAGACAGCUGCAAACAAGUGGAGAAAGAUAGGUGAAGACAUGUCUGGGAAGAUAUCUGUCCAUGAGGACACAGAGGAAAGGCAAAAAAAUGUCAGCUUUGCCAUGGACAAGAAUGGCAAGUAUCUUUUCAUCAAGGAAGGAGAGCAGUUUGAUAUUGAAUGCUCCCUGGAUGUAGGAAAAGAGGACCCUACUCAUCACUACAGUCUCAGAUGGGUAUUUAAUAGACCAGAGUCAACUAGCGGGAUACCAUUAUUGUCCUACUCUUAUGAUGGUCGUCUACAGUACCAUACAGAGAAUCAGGACAGGUUACGCUUCUCUAGACCUACUUCUGAUACUUUCCAUCUGGCAGUAUUGAACUCUGAUAUAGCUGAUAGUGGAAGAUACCAGUGCAGAGUUGAGCAGUACCAGCUUGAUUGUGAGGGUCAGUGGAAACCAAUGGCACGUGACCAGUCAGGCUCAACUAUAGUCACAGUUCGCAGUAUCGAAAGUAAACUGCAUGUUCAGAAGGACAACCGAACACUCAACAUUACAAAUCAUCAGGCUGGGUUCACCGUGGACUGUGUCAUUGACUCACAAUCCAGUGAUAAGUCUGUCUUUGAGGUCACCUGGUUCAAGGUUCAGGAGGAAGAAGGACCAGUCACCAUGUUCACCGCCAGGCGUGAUGGUAUCUUACACAGUGCAAUUAGCUAUAAAUAUCUGGUGUUUGGCCGACCACUUGCCACACACUAUAAACUGACUGUGCCACAGAUCAACCCCACUGAUAUGGGGCAAUACUACUGUCAGGUUGAGGAGUGGCUUCUAACUGCUAACACCUGGAAGAAAUUGGAUUCAGAUAAAUCUGGAGUGCUCUCCAUCUAUGUUCACACUGAAGGUGAUUCUGACAAACAGACAGACCCGUUGGGAACGGCACUGGGAGUCACUAUUCCUCUGAUUUGCUUUCUUGUAUUGGUCAUAAUAUUGUUGUUGAGAAGGGAUCACAAGAGGAAUUCUGAAUUGAAGAAGAAGAAAGAUUGUCUGUGGGCUGAAAAUAACCCCCUUAGUCCCAUGCCUGAGGUGACGCCUGCUGCAGGGGAUCAUUCCUAGUCUGUCUAGCACAGUAACUGUAUUAGUGCAGUAAUACACAAUUACAUAAACAAAAUGUUGUUACUGAGGGAUAUCUAUUUUAACAAAGUUAACUUACCCCUACAUUUAAGGAUAAUGCAUUUGCAUUGCUAUAAAUAAAUAAAUUAUGAGGCAAGAUAUUUAAACCAGUGGUUUUUAACUGGUUUUGUUUCAGGGCCUUGAUUUUACAUUAUACGUCAAGUGAUGACCAAACACAGAAUCCUACCAAACUAAACAAGAAUGUUUGUUUAUAUGACCAUGACAGUUUUAACAGACUUGUCUUUAUAGUUUAAGAAUCUCUUGAGUUUAGAUUCAUACUCUUAGCUAUUAAUUCACUGCAAAUAUCACACUGUGACCAUGUUUAAUCUCUUUUGAAAACAUAUUUCAUGUAUCCUAGGUUGCAUUUUACCUCGCAUAGUUUUGCUCUUGGUUUUUGAGGAUGAAAAUGUCAUGCAACCUGUCCAUGAUAAUUUCUGCUGAGUGAAAGAAAAAAAAUGUGUCAGUAGUUUGUUUGUUUGCACAGUCUUUGAAGUC